CUGGGCGCCUGGCUGGCCGGGCUGGUCCUGCGGCCGCGGGUGAGUCUCGUCCGCUCGCGCUGCCCACAGCGGCUCCAGCAGCUCCAGGCGCGGUUCCCCGGCCCGCGCCGCUCCCGGCCCCCCGGCUCGGGCGCCUCCCGCCGCAGCGCAGGCUCCCCCGCCGGCCGGGCUCCUGCGCGGCGCGGCUCGGCUCAUGCCCCCGGGCGCGGGGCACACAGGCCGGCCGGCAGCCGCUGGGAAAUAGGCCCCCGGGGGCGGCGGCGGCGGCGGGGCCAUGGCGCGGAGACCCCGGGCGCCGGCCGCCUCCGGGGAGGAGUUCUCCUUCGUCAGCCCGCUGGUGAAAUACCUGCUCUUCUUCUUCAACAUGCUCUUCUGGGUGAUUUCCAUGGUGAUGGUGGCUGUGGGUGUCUACGCUCGGCUAAUGAAGCAUGCAGAAGCAGCCCUAGCCUGCCUGGCAGUGGACCCUGCCAUCCUGCUGAUCGUGGUGGGUGUCCUCAUGUUCCUGCUCACCUUCUGUGGCUGCAUUGGGUCCCUCCGCGAGAACAUCUGCCUCCUGCAGACGUUCUCCCUCUGCCUCACCGCUGUGUUCCUGCUGCAGCUGGCCGCUGGGAUCCUGGGCUUCGUCUUCUCAGACAAGGCUCGAGGGAAAGUGAGUGAGAUCAUCAACAAUGCCAUUGUGCACUACCGAGAUGACUUGGAUCUGCAGAACCUCAUUGAUUUUGGCCAGAAAAAGUUUAGCUGCUGUGGAGGGAUUUCCUACAAGGACUGGUCUCAGAACAUGUAUUUCAACUGCUCAGAAGACAACCCCAGUCGAGAGCGCUGCUCUGUGCCUUACUCCUGUUGCUUGCCUACUCCUGACCAGGCAGUGAUCAACACUAUGUGUGGCCAAGGUAUGCAGGCCUUUGACUACUUGGAAGCUAGCAAAGUCAUCUACACCAAUGGCUGUAUUGACAAGUUGGUCAACUGGAUACACAGCAACCUAUUCUUACUUGGUGGUGUGGCUCUAGGCCUGGCCAUCCCCCAGCUGGUGGGAAUUCUGCUGUCCCAGAUCCUAGUGAAUCAGAUCAAAGAUCAGAUCAAGCUACAGCUCUACAACCAGCAGCACCGGGCUGACCCAUGGUACUGAGAAUCCAUCCUGCACCUCCUCACCAUGGAAACUGGCAAGCCUCAUAAACGAACAGCAGUGGGUGCUGAGAACAGCACCAAAUGGAGAUUUGGAUUCCAGCCCCCCAGUGACAGCCCAGUGGGAAGAAGCAAACUCCAGAUGGGCAGAAGGCAGGGUGCACAGGUGGCUCCAGUCUCAGGAGGAUGCGCCUCCUCUCCCCCAUCCCAGCCCUCAGCAUUGUGCCAGAGUGAUACCCUUAAGUGUUUGGGUUUAUGUUUUCAGUUUUGUUUGGGAAACAGCAGUUGCACAGAGAGUUGGGGGGUACUGCUGCUGCCUUUUCACCGAGGCACUGCCACCACCAGCUCUACCAGGGAUGCUCCUGAGCUUGGCGGACAUACUUAGAUCCUAACGUGCCAGUGAGACCUGGCUGUGGAGAGUAGCACUGGCAGCCCUGCCUGGACUCCACUUGGCAUGAUACCAGCUCCAGAAGGGAAGGGAGUGGAGCAGGCAGUGAGGAGCGAGCCUGGGGGUCGGCUAGGGACAGCCGUAUGUGCUAGGUAGGAGUGGAGGGAGAUAUGUUUACCAAAUGCCUGUCCUGCCAUCCUCCCAGGUAGUCAGAGUGAGCUACAUCCUGGCCCGCCUUCAUUUCCAUGGAAACAUGGCAGCUAGGACACGGGGUACAACAGCAGCCAAAUUCUUCCCCACCUCCCUUACUUCGAAAAAAAGUUUGGAACCCUGGUCCCUAUACUCUGCAGUCAGAAGUGGGACUGAGCCAUACAUGCCCUUGAAUUCCUCCCUGUCUGGCCCUCCCUCUCCAGCAAGCAGGGUUUUCUUUAACUUGGCAGUGUGCAGAGGAGAAGUGGUAACACCCCCACCCCAUUCCCCUGCAUCGGAGCUCAGUAUCCCUACAGGGUAAGAGGUAGGAAUCUUGCUGGGACGAGGGGAGCCAGAAGUGGCAAUAAAAGCGUGUUGACCUGGGCUA
This is a messenger RNA of Pan troglodytes (chimpanzee), 2087 nucleotides long. It is a transcript of the gene TSPAN33, whose product is annotated as tetraspanin 33. NCBI's taxonomy places the organism in Eukaryota, Metazoa, Chordata, Mammalia, Primates, Hominidae. The coding region runs from base 275 to 1126 and encodes 283 amino acids. The transcript has 8 exons. The record is from RefSeq and is a predicted model, not a curated record. Gene Ontology annotation, cellular component: plasma membrane.